AUGGAGAACUUGGUUAAAGUGCUUAGCGAAUGGGAAAUCCAGUUGCUAGUUCUUCUAAGUUUUACCCUACAGGUGUUCCUCUUCUUUAAUGGCGGAGCUCGGCGAAAUAGCACUGAUGCGUUGCUUAGGUUUUCUUUGUGGGUAGCAUAUCUUGGUGCAGAUUUGGUAGCAAUUUACGCCUUGGGAUUCCUCUCACGGCACAAGGAUGACACCAUUGGAAAGGAUACAUUAACGAAAGCACAUCCACUUGCUUUCCUCUGGGCACCUUUCCUCCUCAUGCACCUUGGUGGGCAGGACACUGUAACCGCAUUUGCCAUUGAGGACAACAACUUGUGGUUAAGGCAUCUUUUGAAUCUGGUCGUUCAGGUAGGUGUGGCCUUGUAUGUGUUCUGCGGGUCCAUGAUGGGUCGCAGCCACCAUAGUGUGCUUCUUCCAGGUAUAUUUGUGUUCAUUUCUGGAAUUAUCAAGUACAGCGAGAGGACAUUGGCUCUCAUGUAUGGGGACCUAAAGAACGAUAGCCAAAAUACCAUUGGAAAUGUAAACAAUGAGGACUUGAAUAGGCUUGUGGUUCAUGGCAGAUACCUUGGCAUUUUUGCUGCUGUUCUGAAGUCCGCACCAGGCAUCCGAGCACUCUUUGCUGGACGCACCUUGCACCAGAUGGAAGUUCACCACCGAGAGGUAGUGACAUCACAUAUUCAUAUGGGCCAUUUACCCAAGUUGCUGGAGGUUGAGCUUGACUUGAUGUAUGAUGAUAUCUACACCAAGGCUAUGGUGCUUCGGACAAAGAGUGGCAUUUUAUUCCGGUGUGUAUCUCAAGCAUCUAUGGGGGUUGCCUUUGUGCUCUUCAUUGUCAGCAAUAAGCACCCAUACAAUAGAGAAGACCUUGCAAUCACAUAUGUGCUAUUCAUAGGAGGUUUCUGUCUAGAAAUUUGUGCAGUAUUUAUCUUGUUGAUGUCACCAUGGACAUGGGCAUGGUUGAAGGCUCGAAAUUGGCAUUGGCUGGCUCGCAUCUCCUCGUCUCUUCUGUGCAGCGACAUUGGACGGCCCAAGAUCAGGCCUUUGUGGUCAAAUUCCAUGGGGCAAUACAACUUUUUGUGCUACUUAGGUUGUGAUCAACACUCAAGCUGGCUAUCCAGGCUGGUGAAGAAAGUGACCAAGAUAUCAAGCCUAGUGGUCAGCAGAAACAAAGAGGUAAAGCCACUGUUGUGGACGAGCAAGUUAUUGGACACAAAGCACGUUGAGGUGGAUAAGGAGAUCAUGGACUCUCUUAUAUGGAUCGUCUGCCAUUACAGUCCAGAUGAAUCACCAAUGGAUGCCAGGGAUUGGCCGAAGCUUGGCCCAUUGCUGAAUAAGUUACUACCGGACUACGGUGCAAGUUUUGGUUAUGCUAUUGUGUGCUUUCAUAUAUUCACAGAGGCACACCUAAGAAGUCUCUUACUCCCGGAUCUUUCGGAUCGAGAAAAAGUUUUGGUGAGUGCUUGCCGGAAGUUGUCCAACUACAUGCUCUACCUUCUGGUCACAUAUCCUGAGAUGUUGCCGGUCAGUGGUACUCCAGAACCCACAUUGCUAUUCUUUCUUCGGAAAACUAUUCCACAUGUUUCUGACAGGGGUGCCAGUGCUGACAUUUUGCCUAUGGUCAACGAGCUAUUAGUAGAGUUGGGGCUAAUUGAAGUUGAUUUAAGCGGCACAGAAACAUUAAAUGAGAUGAGAGACUUAUGGACAAGGUUGCUCAUCUACUGCGCUGGUAAAUCCCGUGCAGAGAUGCACGCCGCACAGCUGAGCAGAGGAGGGGAGUUUCUCACAUUUGCUUGGUUGCUCAUGGCCCACAAAGAACUAGGGGAUGUCGGUCGGGCCUUCAAUUUCAAUUUUACAAGCCCACCCACACCCCCACCCCUACCCCGUCUUUGGAGUCCGCCUCUCCCACAUCCUCAGCCGAGAACGACGACACGUAUUGUUGAGAGGGUAACGACCAUCAAGCCGGAUGAUGGAACAGCUCCGUCCACCCAGCCAUCCUAUGAGCCAUGGAAACCGGUCUCUCGGUGA
This is a messenger RNA of Triticum turgidum subsp. durum (durum wheat), 2043 nucleotides long. NCBI's taxonomy places the organism in Eukaryota, Viridiplantae, Streptophyta, Magnoliopsida, Poales, Poaceae. The record is from the annotation of a GenBank genome assembly.